AUGGACGCUAUUCUGAAGACAUUAUUCUCCUCGGAGGAGCAAGAAGUGUACGCUUUGGAUUGUUUAUCGUACUUGAUUAUGGUUAUGGCAUUCAUAACUUUUGUGACUUUACUCUUUGAGCACGUGCCCUAUGGCAGAUAUGCAUCCAGCAGGUAUGGAUUCCCUGUGAAUGUUCAGUUCGCCUGGUUUGUUCAGUAGCUGCCGGCUCUUCUGGUGCUGAGUUUGGUGCUAUGGAGUCUAUGUGCAAAGAUAAUGCACCGGCCCAACCAGCUACUUCUGCUCAUGUUCAUUUUCCAUUAUUUGCAAAGGUAUGAUUUUUCCUUGUUAUACAACAUAAAAAAUGAAAAAAAAAAAAAAUUCAUUACAAUUUUUGUCCUGGCCUUUGUCUUCUGCAUUUAUAAUGGGUACCUGCAGGCAAGAUACCUGAGUCACUAUGCAGAUUACCCACCUGGUUGGGUUACACAUCCCUAUUUCAUCACAGGGUCUUGUAUGUGGUUCCUGGGAUGCAUCAUUAAUAUUCACUCUGACUAUAUUCUCAGGUACCUCCGUAAGCCUGGAGAGACAGGCUAUAAGAUACCUAGAGGGGGCAUGUAUGAGUAUGUAUCAGGAGCAAACUUCUUUGGGGAGAUUGUGGAGUGGACUGGAUUUGCUCUGGCUGGUCACUCGGUCCAUAGUGCAGCUUUUGCUCUCUUCACUCUCAUUGUGCUGUCCAGCAGAGGAAUGGCCCACCACAAGUGGUAUCUCACAAAAUUUGAAGACUAUCCUAAAUCAAGGAAAGCUUUAAUACCGUUUGUGCUCUGAUCCUGUGGUAAGCCCAUAUGCCACACUUCCACAGAAACAAUAUUAUCAUCUUUUGCCCAUUAUAAUUGCACAACAAAUAUUUUAUUAAUGCUUCAUAUUUUACGGUUUUCAAGGGAAGUGCUAUCAUAAUGUACAGAGACUGGCGCAUCGAGCAUUACACAAUAACAAUAACUCAAUUCUACAAGACAAAUAAUUUAUUUAUAUUAUAUAGCAGCACGCACAUUUAUGAAGUGCAAAAACAGCAUUACUAUAAGAGAUCAUACAGUGUCUGAGAUGAGAUGAGAUACACAAGGCAGGCAGCUGCUGCCAUAAUCCAGACGUUCCCUAUUAACCACCUCUUCUUCAAGACAGUAACAAAAUAUGGACUUUCUGAUCGUGAUGGAUACAAGGCUGUCCAAGCUCAGAAAACGUGAGGAAACGAAUGAUUUAUCUGCUGAAGAGAGAGAACUUUUAACCAUGUACUGCAAGUGUGACAAUAGCAGAACCAUUAAUCAUGUUAUACACACAUCUGUUCUAAAAU
This is a messenger RNA of Sinocyclocheilus anshuiensis, 1321 nucleotides long. RefSeq names its product 3-oxo-5-alpha-steroid 4-dehydrogenase 1-like. Gene Ontology annotation, cellular component: membrane. Gene Ontology annotation, molecular function: 3-oxo-5-alpha-steroid 4-dehydrogenase activity. Gene Ontology annotation, biological process: steroid biosynthetic process. Lineage: Eukaryota; Metazoa; Chordata; Actinopteri; Cypriniformes; Cyprinidae. The record is from RefSeq and is a predicted model, not a curated record.